Messenger RNA from Trichobilharzia regenti, 3315 nucleotides. Lineage: Eukaryota; Metazoa; Platyhelminthes; Trematoda; Strigeidida; Schistosomatidae. The record is from the annotation of a GenBank genome assembly.
AUGCCUCCUGAAUCUCAGUCCUUGUCAGGGCAGCACUGUUUACAGUCUUCAACGUGCACAUUUGUUUCCUCGUGCUUUUAUCUGCACUUAAUGCCACCAUCAUCGAUGGGAGUUAUAUCAGAAUCUGCUGCUGCUCAACUUCUGGACUUUUCUCAGCGUCUCGAUAUUGGGUUGCUGGAUCGCGUUGUCAAUUGUAUGUAUCAUGAAGCCGGAGCUCAACAAAAAAUAGCAGAAAAAGUAUUAAAUACACUCAAGGAGCAUCCAGACGCGUGGAUGCGCGUGGAUUCAAUCUUAGAAUUUAGUUCAAAUCAAGAGACAAAAUACUUUGCUCUCCAGAUACUAGAAGCAUUAAUCAAAACACGUUGGAAGGUUCUUGCUCGUCCUCAAUGUGAAGGCAUUAAAAAGUAUAUUGUUGGUUUGAUUAUACAAACCUCAUCUAAUUCGGAGCUCCUGGAAUCUGAAAAAACUUACUUGGGCAAGCUGAAUAUGAUCCUGGUCGAGAUUUUAAAACAUGAAUGGCCCAAUAACUGGUCGACUUUUAUUAGUGAUAUUGUUGGUGCAAGUAAAACCAACGAGUCCCUAUGUCAAAACAACAUGGUGAUUCUACGUCUUCUAAGUGAGGAGGUCUUUGACUUCUCUUUGGGACAAAUGACUCAGUCAAAAGCCAAACAUCUUAAGGAUUCUAUGUGUCAACAAUUCAGUUUAAUCUUCCAACUUUGUCAAUACGUCCUUGAAAAUUCUCAAAAUGCAUCCUUGGUUGUUUCCACAUUGGAGACAUUGCUUCGUUUCAUGCAUUGGAUUCCUUUAGGUUAUAUAUUUGAAACUAAUUUAAUACAAACCCUUGUAUUCAAAUUCUUCAAUGUUCCCUUGUUCCGGAAUGUAACCCUGAAAUGUCUUGCAGAAAUAGCUGGUGUACAGGUCGAUGAAUAUGAUACACAACUGAUUGAAUUGUUUGUCUCCACUACUGAAAAAUUAAAAGAGAUGUUACCCUUGGAAACACGAUUAAAAGAGGCUUAUGAUCGAGGAAGUAAUGAUGAACAAAACUUCAUUCAAAAUCUUGCAAUUUUCUACACCACUUUCCUUAAAGGACAUGGCAGCCUUGUCGAGAAACCUGAGCUUAUUUGGAAUCUACAAGAUGCUUAUGCUUAUCUUCUUAUGCUUUCUGAAGUUGAAGAAAGGGAAAUAUUCAAGAUAUGCUUAGAGUAUUGGAAUAUUUUAGUUUCCGACUUGUAUCGAGAAAGUCUUACAUCACCCAUGGUCGGAACACUGGGAGAAUCAGCAACUGGAGAAGGUCGGAGCAAACAAUAUGCGCCAAUUUUAUCAAAGCUUCGAAGAAUUAUGAUUUCACGUAUGGCUCGUCCUGAGGAGGUACUUGUAGUUGAGAAUGAACAUGGAGAGGUUGUCAGAGAGUUCAUGAAGGAUACAGAUAGUCUAAAUUUAUACAAGAGUAUGCGUGAAACUUUGGUGUAUUUAACUCACUUGGAUCAUUCUGAUACAAAGAAAAUUAUGAUUGAAAAGUUACAAAAUCAAGUAGACGGUCGAGAGUGGUCUUGGCAUAACCUUAAUACUCUUUGCUGGGCAAUCGGCAGUAUCUCCGGUGCUAUGCAGGAAGAUGAUGAAAGAAGUUUCUUGGUUGUUGUUAUACGAGACCUAUUAGGGUUAUGUGAACAAAAACGCGGUAAAGAUAAUAAGGCUAUUGUGGCAAGUAAUAUUAUGUACGUUGUUGGUCAGUAUCCUCGAUUUUUGCGUGCACAUUGGCGAUUCCUUAAGACUGUGAUCACAAAGCUUUUUGAAUUUAUGCAUGAAACGCAUGAAGGUGUACAGGAUAUGGCUUGUGAUACAUUUAUCAAGAUUGCUCAAAAGUGUCGACGACAGUUGGUGACUAUACAAUACAGUGAAGCAGUUGAAUUCAUUGAGGACAUUUUGAAAGAAAUUGAUAUCAUAAUCAACGAUUUACAACCACAACAAGUGCAUACAUUUUAUGAAGCUGUUGGAGUAAUAAUCAGUGCCCAAUCGGAUUCAGCUGUUCAAGCCAGACAAAUAGAACGACUCUUCCGAUUACCUAAUCAAAUCUGGGAUGGAAUUCUUGUUCAAGCUGCAAGUAAUAUUGAACUGUUAAGAGAAUUUGAAGUUGUAAAGCAACUUUGUAAUUUGUUAAAAACAAAUCAUAGUGCUUGUAAAUCCCUUGGACAUCCCUACCUUGUUCAGCUUGGUCGUAUUUAUUUAGACAUGUUAAAUGUCUAUAAGAUAAUGUCUCAGAAUAUCGGUCAAGCGGUAGCCAGCAACGGGGAACAAGUGACAAAGCAACCACUUAUUCGCAGUAUGAGAUCGGUUAAGAAGGCUAUACUGAAUCUUUUAUCCUGUUGGAUAAAGAGAUCUACAGAUCCUGUAUUUGUUGCUGAGAAUAUUGUGCCUCCAUUGUUGGAUGCUGUAGCCGAUGAUUAUCAAAAGAAUCUGCCUUUUGCUCGAGAAGCAGAAGUUCUAAAUCUGAUGGCUGCUAUUGUUAAUCGUCUUGAAGAUCAUAUUCUGCCAGCUCUUCCACGGAUUUUAGACGCUGUCUUCCAGUCUACCUUAGAGAUGAUUGAUAAAGACUUGGAAGAAUUCCCUGAACAUCGAACCAAUUUCUUUACUCUUCUUCAAGCUGUAAAUGCUCAUUGCUUUUCAGCUUUGUUAAGUCUAACUCCUGAUAAAUUCAAAUUAAUUUUGGAUAGUGUAAUAUGGGCAAUAAAACAUACAAUGCGACAAGUCUCAGAAACUGGUUUGAAUAUCCUGCAUACAAUGCUUGUAAAUAUGUCCAACGCUAAUACUGAACAAAGGCAGGUAUUCUUUAAGACAUUCUUCAUGGACAUCCUGCAGCAUAUGUUUGCUGUUAUCACCGAUCGUUCUCAAACAGGAAAUUUAACUCUUCAGUCUUCACUACUAGCCUACAUGUUUAAAAUAGUAGAGAAUGAUAUCAUUACAGUGCCUCUUGGGGAUUCUCCUGAAACAACUAUUGCACCAGGUUCAAAAGUCAACGUACAAUAUGUGCAUCAAAGCUUAAGUCAAUUACUCAAACAAGUUUUCCCUCAUCUUCAGGAUACACAAAUUCGUGUAUUCAUUGAUGGACUGUUUUCAUUUGAUCAAGAUGUUGCAGCGUUUCGAGAACAUGUACGUGAUUUUCUGGUUCAGAUACGAGAGGUUGCAGGAGAAGAUUUGUCUGAUUUAUAUUUAGAGGAAAGAGAGGCUGAAAUUGCUCAGGCCCAAGCAGCGAAAUUAAAACGUCAAGCCUGUGUGCCUGGAAUUUUAGGUCCCCAUGAAGUUGAUAUGUGUGACUAG